AUGGCUGCGGGAUGUUCGGGGCUCUUGAUGUUGGCAGUUGUCGUGGUUGCGACACGGGGCACCAAGGAUACCAUACUUGCAUCCACAGUGAGCAAGGGAUACGGGGAGUGGUGCAACGGCUGCGGACCGCUUCCCCUUGCGGGAGUUGUCUCCCGCAACGCACACAGGAUAGCGGCUAACAGCGACGCUAUGCGCGCUCUCUACCAGUCUGCCAACUCAGGACUGACAGCAGCGAACAAGCAGCUGCUCCGUCUAGAGCAGACGGUGGAGCAGACGGAGGAAGGGCUGGCGUCAGGGCUUGCGCACUAUCAGGCUGUUCCUGGCUAUGGCGGAAUCUACGCGCCUGUGCCCUCCUAUACUGCUCCCUAUGCGUCUCCCUAUGCGUCUCCCUACGCUUCUCCCUACGUCUCUUCUUUUGCUAGCCCGGUGGUAGCAGCUGGACCUGCUGUUGGAGCAGCUGUGGUGACUGCUGGGCCGCAUCGAGUGCCAGGAGGAUGGCUUCCCGUCUAUGAUCAACCGGCUGUGUCAAGAGUCCCCGUCCCUGCUGGCCCGGUCGCUCCGCCUUUCGCUCCGCCUGGCUACCAAGCUGUCUUCGUGCCUGGCGGGAUGGGAGAAGGAAGUGCUGCUGCUCCUGCUGCCGACAUCUCCCUCCCUCCACCUCCAGAAGAGGAGGCGGAAGAGGCGGAGGACACGGCAGCGCCAGCGAGUGAGGGAUCGGAUGAAGACGAUUCAGCUGUUAAGCCGCUCAUCCCCUUCAACUUGCCGGAGGAGGCGACACAGGUGGCUGAGAGCGCGGCCAGCCAACCGGAGGCGCCGCAGCCGGCAAACAUCAGGGCGCGUGCGAUGGAGCACGUCAUGCAAAAAGCGGCGAAAUCCCUUGGUCCCGUUGUUGCGGCUGCAGCUAGUCCAGGAGGAGGAGCAAGGGGAGGAGCGAAGGCUCCUUCUACUCAAGUUGCUGCUGCUGCUGCUGCUAGAGGGGGAGGACAGCGAGCGGCUCUUUUCGUGAACCAAGUUCGGUCGCACUUCAUGGCCAACCAGCGAGACGAUGGAGAGAUGCUGUGA
Messenger RNA from Guillardia theta CCMP2712, 1062 nucleotides. RefSeq lists its product as hypothetical. The transcript has a single exon. Bases 1 to 1062 code for a protein of 353 amino acids. The record is from RefSeq and is a predicted model, not a curated record. Lineage: Eukaryota; Cryptophyceae; Pyrenomonadales; Geminigeraceae.